Messenger RNA from Vitis vinifera (wine grape), 1979 nucleotides. RefSeq lists its product as uncharacterized. Gene Ontology annotation, cellular component: nucleus. The transcript is spliced from 12 exons. Gene Ontology annotation, molecular function: protein binding; promoter-specific chromatin binding. NCBI's taxonomy places the organism in Eukaryota, Viridiplantae, Streptophyta, Magnoliopsida, Vitales, Vitaceae. The record is from RefSeq and is a predicted model, not a curated record. The coding region runs from base 265 to 1698 and encodes 477 amino acids.
GCACGUCAUUCAAAUCUACCGAGUCACCGAACAACGCUAUAACGCAUGUCCAGACACAAAACUGAAUCUCACCGAAAUUCACCAGUAGCACGAAACUUCUGUGCACCCAAAUCCCCAUAUCCAGAACGCACGUCGAAUCCGGUGGUGCCGCCGAUCAUAUCUCUAGGCCGGUGCCAUCGUCCACCUCACGCGUUCACCGUCGGAUUCGCCGGCACUGACUGAAUCAACGAUUUCUGAUGAAGGAUUCGCCGGAAGCUUCGUAGCAUGGCGGAGGAGACGAUCGAGAAGAGCAGUUCAUCAGAAGAGGAGAACAACAAGGCAGUGGAUCCAACUUUUUUCAGCUGUUUGCUUCAGCCUUCGAGUGCUGAUUCGGAUCCACAGUACAUUGGAAUUCGUCGUCUUCUUCUCCGCCGGAAGGCCGAGUCCGGUGUUCAUCGCCGGAAGGAUUGGAGAUGCAAUGGAAAAGGCUAUGUCGCAUACCGGAAUUACAUUCGCAGGCCGAGGAAUUGGGAAAGUUUGCAUGCACCAAGCCACUCAAGCACUCCUGGUCAAAGUGGGCGAUGGAUUCCGUCUCCAGCUCCACUCUCCCUUUUGUUUGAGGUGGACAGCUGGAGUUCCAGCAGGGACCUACGAAGUGGCUAUCAAGCUUCAAGUCACAGGACCAGUUUCAGCUCAAGUGCAAGUGACAACGAUCCCCCAGUUCGAAAGGUUGAACCUGCAUAUUCCUUUGUAGGAAUGCAUUGCAUCUUUGACCAAUGCAAAGCUUCAGUUACAGUUUUGAAGUUUGGGAACAAGAGUUCUGAUCUACUAGCAUAUGGAGCAGCAGAUGGAACCUUGACAGUCUGCACUGUCUCUCAGCCUCCUUCAAUCAUCAAAGAAUUGAGAGGGCAUUCUAAAGAUGUGACAGAUUUUGACUUCUCAUCCAACAAUCAGUACAUUGCAUCCUCAUCAAUGGAUAAAAGUGUCAGAGUAUGGGAGAUAUCAAAAGGCCUUUGUAUUCGAGUAAUAUAUGGAAUCUCUUCACAAUUGUGUAUUCGUUUUCAUCCUGUGAAUAACAACUUCCUCUCAGCUGGCAAUGCAAACAGAGAAAUCACUGUUUUCAAUUUCAGCACUGGAAGAGUUAUUAAUAAAGCAGUUUUUGAUGAUGCGGUCACGGCUGUGGACCAUGAUCACACUGGUCAACUUAUUUUUUGUGGGGACGCACAGGGAUGUAUAUACACAGUAAAUAUGAACUCUCGCACAGGAUCAUUAUCCCGUUCUCAUCGCAAUCGGAGUAGCAACAAUCGUAAAUCUCCGGUCACAACUGUUCAGUACCGAAGUUUCUCUCUGCUGGCUCGGGGCCCUGUAUUGCUGACAUGUACUCAAGAUGGAAGUUUGUCCUUUUUCAGUGUUGCUCUGGAAAUACAGGGUUAUUUGACUCCUCGUUGCUCACUCAAAUUGACACCACGAGUGCACAGCAUCCGCGCUUCCUUCUGCCCUCUGCUUUCCCUUGAAAAGGGAGAAUACAUUGUUGCUGGAAGUGAAGAUUCAAAUGUCUACUUCUAUGAUCUGACUCGGCCAAGGCAUACAUGUGUAAACAAGUUACAGGGUCAUGGUUCUCCGGUCAUUGGUGUUGCUUGGAACCAUGGAGAGAACUUGCUGGCUUCAUCCGAUUCUGAUGGUACUGUCAUUGUAUGGAAGAGAGCAAAGACAAGUUGAGACCACCACCAGCGCAUUGGGAGGUAAAUUUCAGAAUACAGACUGAAGGACCAUGGCAAGUUAUUAUAGGCUUUAUUUGUGUGAGUCUGCCAUUCUUUUAUGAGACUGAGUGUGGCUUUUGCUGCAUCUCACACACACACACUCCCACAUUCAAAUGUUUCAGGCAGAUGAGAAAACCAAGUCGUCAUUCUUGAAUUAAUUCUUUUGUACCAUUCAAUUGAUUACCAUUUCACUCUUAUCUAGUGAAAGCUUCAAAGGCGGCCUUUGAGGUGAUGAUGUAC